CCGAUUUCGUUCUAAAAUGUAAUCGAAAGUCAUUUUAUAGUUUAUUUUACGUGUGAGUAGUCGUCAAGAUGCAAUCCUGAAGAAUGGUACGUGAAGUGGUAUUGUUGGUGCUGCUGCACGCGUAUUGGAUUACUACUUGUGAGAGUUUUUCUGUGUCGAAAAAAGUAGAGGCCGAUAUUCGCAUGGCUUUACUCUCGGAAAAAAGUGUGCAGUUUUGUGGUGCACGACUCGCCACUGCGGUUGCAAUUGUUUGCCAGGGUCGGUAUAAUACACUAAUACCACCUGCGCCAACACCGCCAUCUAUAAAAUCAGCGCGUGUAAGACGUUCUUCGCAUGUUUAUUUACUUUUUCCGCCUGGAUUAAUUAGGAAUAAGCGUGGAAUUGUGGCUGAAUGUUGUCGAGAGGCGUGUUCACUUGAACAUUUAGAGAAAUACUGUGCUGGAUGA
Dalotia coriaria is the source of this 446-nucleotide messenger RNA. RefSeq names its product bombyxin F-1-like. The transcript has 3 exons. Gene Ontology annotation, cellular component: extracellular region. The record is from RefSeq and is a predicted model, not a curated record. Gene Ontology annotation, molecular function: hormone activity. The coding region runs from base 84 to 446 and encodes 120 amino acids. NCBI's taxonomy places the organism in Eukaryota, Metazoa, Arthropoda, Insecta, Coleoptera, Staphylinidae.